AUGCGCGAAUGCUGGAACAUCAACCCGGUGCAUCGCCCGAGGGCUGAUGAGGUGGAGCAGAGAUUGCGUGAAGCUAUCCUAUUGGAGCACUCACAUCAGUUUGGUGGUCCAAUGUUCGACUCCCAAUUACCUGACGAAACACGCCCAAGUGUAAUUGGCGAUGAAGAGGAUGAAAGGGAGGAAGCUCAGGGAGGUAACCCGAACGAAGCCCGUACUACCUUGGUUGCUGCGGCCCUUGGAUAUCACUGCCAUGGCCACAGAGAUGAUGCACACACUAUUCAAAUACAAAUCGGAUGGAUUCUAAUUGAUCAGCAGCAGUUUCAAGCCGCCCAAGCUCAUUUCGAGGCUGUUAGGGGUGUAGCCAAUGGUGAUUUGAUAGUAGCGUGUAAACGAGGCUUGGCGCGAACUGCAGUUGGGUUUGGCAACUUUGACGAAGCGACCAUGCAAUACGGCUCAGCAUUGGCACUGUGUAGGGAGGGAAGAUUCACCGAUUAUGAGUACAUGAUUAUCCGAGAAACCGCCAACGCCAUCCUUGGUCACCCAAAAAAUCAAGGCUCACCCGAAGAGAAUCUCAGGUCUCGAAACAUGGCGAGAGAACUCUUCAAGGAAGCCCUCUCUUUGUCCAUGGAUCCGAGCGUACGAACCUCGAAUACCAGGUUCGAGUUCGCUACUGGUCAGCAAAAUAUAGCCGAGGAGGUUUACAACUACCUGUUGGACAGUGAAGUUCUUUCAGAGGCUCAGUAUAGUGCUUUUUAUAUGGAACUUCUAGAACUACGUCCCAACAAUGCGCAUACAUCUCAUGGGGAAAUAGAUUCAACAAGCUCGAGCUGGGUGCUUCACCAGCCAUAG
Messenger RNA from Rhizoctonia solani, 849 nucleotides. RefSeq lists its product as uncharacterized. Gene Ontology annotation, molecular function: protein binding. The transcript is spliced from 6 exons. The record is from RefSeq and is a predicted model, not a curated record. The coding region runs from base 1 to 849 and encodes 282 amino acids. Lineage: Eukaryota; Fungi; Basidiomycota; Agaricomycetes; Cantharellales; Ceratobasidiaceae.